This is a messenger RNA of Artibeus jamaicensis (Jamaican fruit-eating bat), 635 nucleotides long. RefSeq names its product presenilin enhancer, gamma-secretase subunit (gene PSENEN). Lineage: Eukaryota; Metazoa; Chordata; Mammalia; Chiroptera; Phyllostomidae. The record is from RefSeq and is a predicted model, not a curated record. Gene Ontology annotation, biological process: Notch receptor processing. The transcript has 4 exons. Gene Ontology annotation, cellular component: gamma-secretase complex. The coding region runs from base 217 to 522 and encodes 101 amino acids.
CGCAUGCGUGCAGUGCUGCCUAUCAAAAAAGACUACGAACUCGAGAGAUACUUAGGGCAUCACAGCAAACGUCCCUAGCUGAAAGUGGCAAAGGCAUUCACCCCGGAGGAAGUGAACACCGCAGGGGCGUGGAUUUUCGCGAUUCUUGCAUUUUGUAGUGUCAAGGCUCGGGUCUUGUCCCUCAGAUUCUCGGGACGACCCGGUCCCAGUGCAACUAUGAACUUGGAGCGGGUGUCCAACGAGGAGAAGUUGAACUUGUGCCGGAAGUACUACCUAGGUGGGUUUGCUUUCCUGCCUUUUCUCUGGCUUGUCAACAUCUUCUGGUUUUUCCGAGAGGCCUUCCUUGUACCGGCGUACACAGAACAGAGCCAAAUCAAAGGCUAUGUCUGGCGCUCAGCUGUAGGCUUCCUCUUCUGGGUAAUUAUACUCACUACCUGGAUCACCAUCUUCCAGAUCUACCGGUCCCGUUGGGGCGCCCUUGGGGACUACCUCUCCUUCACCAUACCCCUGGGUACCCCCUGACAACUUCUUUUGCACAGGCCUGAGAUCUGAUCAUUCUCCCAGGAUGAGCUCCUCUUAUUCCCAUAUCCUAUUUUCUCUGUUGUCAUCCCCCAAUAAACAACCCUAAUUCUCUA